CCCCAACCGUUCGCACGGGCAGUGGCCCAACUUUACUACAGUUACAUAAACACACACGCACACACAGUGCUGUUAGUGAUUGCAACCCUUAAAUUAACCCCUCUUAGUAAACAAGUGAACAAAAAAUGUCCCUCAACUCGGGCGCCCGUGGCUUUCGGCGUGCACCGUCCCUGUUCCGGAACACGUUCGAGCAGCUGAAAACCCGCUACGACAGCUUACAGGCCCGGCUGGAUGCCAUCACCUUUCCCGAGCGCUACAAAGGCACGAUACUGGAGAAAUGGGCCAUGUACUGGAAGAAUCUUGUGAUCGACUACAAGGAGAUGGUGAUUGACACUGGCCGCACGAUGCGGGAUCGACCGGUGCGGAGCAGCGUCUACGUUUCCCUGCUCGCCGGCAGCCUGUACGCCGGUGCGCGCAAUCCCAGCGAGACCGAUUUUUACGACCAGUUCCGGCGGGCGUACAAUCAGCUGUCGCUGGUACAUCCGACCUGCCAGAACCCGAUCGCCUCGCAGCACUUAACGUUCCUGGAGCGCUGCCACAACGAGGGCAUCCUGCGACGGCUGUCGCUCGGAGUGGUGUCCUUCCUGUGGCUGGAUAAUUACGACAAAGGGCUAGCCAUCUACAAGGCCGUCUGCCCGUAUCUGCAGCCACGGUACAUGACCUUUCACGAGCGCAUCAUUGACGUGGGAUUCAACGGGAAGUUUUGGGUGCUGGAGCGGAAAAUGAUUGAUUACGAUAUUAAUGAGGAAAAUUUGUAAAAAAACUAGAAAUAUAGACCAUUUAAAAGCGAA
Molecule: messenger RNA, 791 nt
Organism: Anopheles merus
Lineage: Eukaryota; Metazoa; Arthropoda; Insecta; Diptera; Culicidae
Product: mitochondrial import inner membrane translocase subunit Tim29
Exons: 1
Coding region: 126-758 (210 amino acids)
Biological process (GO): protein insertion into mitochondrial inner membrane
Cellular component (GO): TIM22 mitochondrial import inner membrane insertion complex
Source: RefSeq, a predicted model, not a curated record